Messenger RNA from Nyctereutes procyonoides (raccoon dog), 945 nucleotides. RefSeq names its product olfactory receptor 2T33-like. The record is from RefSeq and is a predicted model, not a curated record. Gene Ontology annotation, biological process: G protein-coupled receptor signaling pathway. The coding region runs from base 1 to 945 and encodes 314 amino acids. Gene Ontology annotation, molecular function: G protein-coupled receptor activity; olfactory receptor activity. Gene Ontology annotation, cellular component: membrane. Lineage: Eukaryota; Metazoa; Chordata; Mammalia; Carnivora; Canidae. The transcript has a single exon.
AUGGAAAAUGCAAGUGACACUACAGAUAUAAACUUUAUUCUUCUAGGGCUCUUUAAACACACUCCAAUCCAUUUGUUCCUCUUUUCCAUGGUGCUGGUGUUCUUCCUCACCUCCCUGAUGGGCAAUGCCCUUAUGAUCAUGCUCAUCCAUGAGGACCUCCGGCUGCACACGCCCAUGUUCUUCUUGCUCAGCCAGCUUUCUGUCAUGGACAUGAUGCUGGUCUCCACCAUAGUCCCCAAAAUGGCAGCCAACUACCUGAUGGGCACCGGGUCCAUCUCUCCUGCUGGUUGUGGAGCCCAGAUCUUCCUGUUUCUCACACUGGGAGGGGGUGAGUGCUUUCUCUUAGCAGCCAUGGCCUAUGAUCGCUAUGUGGCCAUAUGUCAUCCCCUGCGCUACCACAUCCUCAUGAAUCAGAAGCUCUGCUUGCACAUGACCAUAGGUUCCUGGCUUCUGGGAGGAGUAGAUGGACUGAUGCAGGCUGGUGCCACUCUGAGCUUCCCUUACUGCCAUUCUCGGGAAAUAAACCACUUCUUUUGUGAGGCACCCACACUUGUGCGCCUUGCCUGUGCUGACACUAUGUUUUUUGAGUUGUUCAUGUAUGUAUGCUGUGUUCUGAUGCUCUUGAUCCCACUGUCUCUUAUUCUGGCCUCCUACAGUCUCAUCCUGGCUGCUGUACUCCGCAUGCAGUCCACAGCAGCCCAGAAGAAAGCCUUUGCCACUUGCUCCUCUCACCUGGCUGUUGUGGGGCUUUUCUAUGGUGCCAUAAUUUUCAUCUACAUGCGGCCCAAAUCCUACCAUUCAGUGGCCUAUGACAAGGUGAUCUCUGCUUUUUAUACCAUCUUCACACCUGUGUUGAAUCCCCUUAUAUACAGUGUGAGGAAUAAAGAAGUCAAGGGGGCUUUGAGAAAGUGGCUGGAGAAACAUUUUCUGGGACAUCUACAGUGA